Actinia tenebrosa (Australian red waratah sea anemone) is the source of this 787-nucleotide messenger RNA. RefSeq lists its product as uncharacterized. Lineage: Eukaryota; Metazoa; Cnidaria; Anthozoa; Actiniaria; Actiniidae. Gene Ontology annotation, molecular function: calcium ion binding. The record is from RefSeq and is a predicted model, not a curated record.
UUAAAAAUAGAAACAGCUCACCAGAAGAUUCAGAUCCAUAUCGCUGCCGCUAAUUUCUGAGCUGCUCAAUCCUUUCUAGUCGUACUUCGGUUUCCCAUUUCGCUUAAAGAUGAACUUCCAAGAACGAUGUACACUUGCGGCCUUGCUGUUGGUUUUACCUGGCUUUUGUGUCUUGGAGGAUAUCAGACAUUUAAUAUGGGAGCAAUGCACAGAUGAUCUUUUUGAGCCAGAAGUAAAUGGAAUGGUUCUGAUCAACCAUUCGUUCCGCUUGCUUAAAGCAGAAAUGCCGAUUCUUUGUUUAUUUGUAUGUAAAUCGAACAAAGACUGUGUUUCGUUCAAUAUUGCUCCUUCCAAUGAAACCGAAGGAUGGUUUUCUUGUGAGCUUAAUCAGGCCGACAGAUAUAUUGCCUCACAAGAUUUUCGAGAAAGAAAAGGAUUCUCGUACAGAGGGAUAAAGAAUCCAUGUUUGAAUAACGGUCUUUGCGAAGGAAACAAGACUUGUACACGGCUAGGGUACGACCUAACGAAGUACACUUGUCUCUGCCCAAAUGGAUAUUUUGGCCAGAACUCAAUGGGUCUUUCACAGUUAACCAACUCUCUUGCUGAAGUUAAUUUAAUUUGUGGCAUAACCGUGGAAAGUCCAGAGUUAAUUUAUCCUAUUUUUGAUCCUCCAUUGCCACUAAAAAAGGAUGAUAAACUCAGAGUCUGGUUUUCUCGAGAUCUUCUCGGUUUAAUGGCAAGUGGCACUUACGGUAAAACCUGCACUGAUGUGUAUGUUAAAUUUUAA